AUGGCGACGGCAGGAGCGCUGCCGUCGCGGCUGCUGGUGCUGGUGGGGUCGGAGACGGGCAACGCGCAGGACGCGGCGGAGCAGGUAGCGCGAGAGGCGGCGCGGCGCGGAUACGGCGUGCGCGUGACGUCCAUGGCGGACUACCGCGCGGAGCAACUGCCCGGGGAGGCAGUGGUGGUGCUGGUUGUGGCCACGGCGGGGCAGGGCGAGGUGCCCAGCAGCAUGAAGCGCUUCUGGCGCUAUCUGCUGCGGCGCUCGCUGCCGCGCGACUGGCUGGGCGGCACGCGCUAUGCGGUGUUCGGGCUGGGGGACUCCGCCUACCAGCACUUCAACGCAGCAGCGAAGAAGGUGGAUCGGCGCAUGAUGGAUGUGGGCGCCGUGCCUCUGCUGCCCAGAGGGCUGGGAGACGACCAGCACCCCUGUGGGUACGCACCAGCGCUGGACGUGUGGCUGGCAUCGCUGUGGGCCGUGCUGCCACCACCGCCACGGCUCCCCUCGGCCUCCUCCGCCCUGCCCCCUGAGGACCGCCCCCGUCUACACGUGCAAGUGGUGCCUGAUGCCACCGCAGAUACUGCACCGCCACCACACACGGCAGCACCGCCAUCCGCCCCUGCACCUGACGCUGCGAUAGCAGCGGAUGAGUGGGUGGCAUGGUCGCACGAGAUGGCGGCAGCAGUGGCCAUGAUGGAUGCUGCACUCUCCGCGCCCUGGACGCCCCACUCGCCCUCGCACGCCGGCACUGCCGACGCCACUGCUGCUGCUCCACUUGCUGCUAUUUCUGACCAACCACCAGUACUUGAGGCCACCGAUGCUGCGUCUCCUGUCACUUCAGCAACAGCAGCAGCAGCAGCAGCAGGUGGUGGUGGUGAUGGUGGUGCAGGGGACAAGCAGCCCACUUUCGACCGCCACCAUCCGUUCCUCGCAACGCUGGAGGUGAAUCGGCGCAUCACAGCAGAGGGCCACUGGCAGGACGUGAGGCACAUCGAGCUCGACGCCCGUGGGGGACCGCAGUACUCCCCGGGGGACGUGCUGCACGUGUUCCCCUCGCAGCCACGCUCCGCUGUGCUGGCUCUGCUGCACCGCUGCCACCUGCACCCACACACACGAAUCCUCGUGCGGCCAGCAGGCGAGCUCUCCUCCACUGCUGCAGGGGGCACGCCAGUGUCGCUGCUGUCGCUCGUGGCGGCCACACUGGACAUCAACUCCGCAUCGCCACGCGCCUACUUCUUUGAGGUGUUGGCGCGCUUUGCAUCGGACGAGAGGGAGCGGGAGAAGCUGGCAUGGCUGGCAUCGCCAGAGGGCCGUGAGGAUCUGCACGAGUACAACCAGAGGGAGAGGCGCACCGUGCUUGAGGUGCUACAGGAGUUCUCCUCCGUGGCACUGCCUCUGCCCUGGCUGCUGCAGCUGUGUCCGCGCCUGCAGCCGCGCUCCUUCUCCAUCUCCUCCGCCCCGCUCGCCCACCCUGGUCGCUGCCACAUCACAGCAGCGCUCGUGCGCGUCACCACGCCCCUCAAGCGCACGCGCCUCGGCCUCUGCUCGCGCUGGCUGGCUUCCCUGCACCCAGGCCAAGCCCCGCCUCUGCCCAUCUGGGUCAUGCCCGGCACCCUCUCUCUACCGCCCCCCUCCGUGCCACUUGUUCUUGUUGGCCCUGGCACUGGCUGUGCUCCCUUCCGCUCCUUCAUCCACCAACGAGCAUGCCUUUCACGUGCUACGGCCCCUGCUGAUGCGGCUGGUGCAGAAGAUGGUGUUGCUGGUGCAGCGGCACCGGUGCUCUUCUUCUUUGGGUGCCGCUCACAGCAGGGCGACUACCUGUACCAGGCGGAGUGGGAGCGCCUUGCAGGCAUGCACCAGCAGGCGCGGUUGGAUGAGGGAGGCGGCUGGCAGGAGGGGAUAGCAGGGAGUGAGAGCGUCAAGGCAAAUGGCAGUGUGGGUUGCACUGAUGAGGCAGCUGGAAUGGAUGGGGUGAAUGGGGCUGGUGCGGUGGCAGAGGAGUCGAGAGUAAUCGGUGCAGGAGGGCAGAGGGAGGGGCAUGAGGGCACCCCUCUGGCGCAAGAGAAGGGAGGUGGGCUGUUUGUGGCGUUCUCGCGUGACCAGCCAUCCAAGGUGUACGUGCAGCACCUGAUUCGAGCGCAAGCACGGCAGGUGUGGCACUUGCUGCAGCAGGGUGCCGCGGUUUUCAUUGCUGGCUCAGCCAAUAAGAUGCCGGCAGAUGUCAUGCGCUCACUGGAGGAUGUGGUGAGGAGGGAGGGUGGGGUGGAGGAGGAGCAGGCGAGGGUGUGGGUGAAGGCGCUGCAGCGAGCAGGAAGACUCAUGGUGGAGGCAUGGUCAUGA
This is a messenger RNA of Closterium sp. NIES-65, 2331 nucleotides long. NCBI's taxonomy places the organism in Eukaryota, Viridiplantae, Streptophyta, Zygnematophyceae, Desmidiales, Closteriaceae. The record is from the annotation of a GenBank genome assembly.